This is a messenger RNA of Cloeon dipterum, 1924 nucleotides long. RefSeq names its product S-adenosylmethionine decarboxylase (gene SamDC). The record is from RefSeq and is a predicted model, not a curated record. Bases 79 to 1131 code for a protein of 350 amino acids. Gene Ontology annotation, biological process: spermidine biosynthetic process; spermine biosynthetic process. The transcript is spliced from 7 exons. Lineage: Eukaryota; Metazoa; Arthropoda; Insecta; Ephemeroptera; Baetidae. Gene Ontology annotation, molecular function: adenosylmethionine decarboxylase activity. Gene Ontology annotation, cellular component: cytosol.
UUGCUUGUUCGUGUCUACACAAGUGCAGUGCAAAGCACGAAAGCAGAUCAUUUCGCUCCGAAGUCUUGACUCGAGAGGAUGGCUGAACACGAGGUGAUACUGGCCGGCGAGGAACCCCAGUUCUUCGAGGGUGUCGAGAAGCUGCUCGAGGUGUGGUUCACACGGGAAGACGGCCGAAUCGACAACUGCAACUUGCGCAAAAUUCCCAGGCACCAGUUGGUGAGCUUGCUGAAAAUCGUGCGUUGCGAAAUCAUCAGCUCCGUGCAGAACGACCAGCUGGACUCCUACGUGCUCAGUGAGAGCAGCAUGUUCGUGUCGCAGCGCCGCUUCAUCCUGAAAACUUGUGGCACGACGACCCCCCUGCAAUGUCUGGAGCCGCUGUUGCUGCUGGUCACCAAGUACGCCGGUUUUGACGCUGUCGAAGACGUCUACUACUCUCGCAAGAACUACAAACGCCCAGAACUCCAGCAAUCGCCGCACUGCAAUUUCGAACAGGAAGUCGCCGUUUUGGACUCCUUCUUCAAAGAUGGAGCCGCUUACUGCUUGGGAUCGGUGAACAGAGACUGUUGGUACCUGUACACCCUGCACCCUCUGCGUGGACCUCGCCGUGGAACUACCGAACCGGACCAGACCCUGGAAAUUAUGAUGACUGACCUCGACCCGAAAAUCAUGAGCAUUUUCACUCGCGAGGAGUGCUCCUCUGCAGCUGAAGCCACUCUUCGAUCUGGCAUCGACAAGCUCCUCCCGGACAUGAUCAUUGACGACUACUUGUUUGAACCGUGUGGCUAUUCCAUGAACGGAAUAUCUAAAACCGAGGAAGGGCCAAAGCUGGCCUCUGGUUGCUACAUGACGAUCCACAUCACACCUGAACCCGAGUUCUCCUACGUCAGCUUUGAGAGCAACGUGCCGCUGGAAUCCUACAAGGAAGUGAUCAUGCGCGUGGUGAAGACCUUCCGACCUGGAAAGUUUGUCCUCGCCGUGUUUGCCAACAAGACAUCUGUGGCAGCGAAGGCGCCUCGGGAGCUGGAGAAGGAAGCGUCGUUCGGGGAUUGGCUGCGGCAUGACGUUCACUACUGCCGCUUCAAAAGCUACGAUCUGACCUACGCUCUGUACAGCAAAUUCCCGAGCUGAGGGUCUGCGGAGGCCCAUUGUCCGCCAGUGUCGAUCUUGAUACUGUGCGGCCUCUCGGGGCCCUCCCCAUAUGUUUGCUGCCCAUUCCUUCUUAGCCUUGCCCUCAAUUCUUUCGACACCUCGUUCUGUUCAGCCCCCGACCCCAGUCCGAGCCUUCUAUUUUCUUGGUGGCGCAACAAAAUUUCAUGAUCGCCGCCUCCGCAGCCAUUUGAAUGACACAUACAUCAGCAAUGAUGGCCAACUGCUUCCGGUCGGCCACCACAACUCGGGUGACAUCAGUACUGGUCUCAUCCUUUUCGUUUUUGGUCUGUCAGACGCUGGCUGAGCUCAGCCAGCAUGUCUCGGGCCGGAUCCUGCAAACGCGCAUACACACUUACAAAAACAAACACACGAUCCGAAGCCCUCAAACCAAAAGCGCGGCUCGCAACUCGCGGCCGAUUUAUCGAUUGUUUACAUUUUAAUGGUGCUUUCACUUGAAAGCCAACCUGUGUUCGUUCCAUUUGGUAUCUAUACGUUAUGUAUGUGUAACUAUUUUACCUGUUUAUUGCAAUGGUUAUGGUGUAUCACGGCAGAAUAUUGCAUUAAUUGCACAGUCUGACCGGUAAAAAUACGCAAUAUUUCUUUGUCUCGUAAAUUUAUUGCAUUUAAAUUUAAUUUGAUUGUGACAUGUUUGGUUGCACCAGUGGGUUUCACAAGAGUUGAGUGGGAGGAUGCCUUUCAUUUACCUUCCCCUCGUCUGUUAAUUCUAUGUAGUCGUAGAUGGGCAAAUAAACAAUUUAAUCAUCCAAAAGAA